ACUCGACUUUCGUCAGUUUCGACAGUGACAGAAAAAAGAUCAGAAAAACCUUCAAUCAUUGGUCUGAUACUUGGAUUCAAAUCACCCAUCGUUGAUUCCAGUUUUAAGAUGAAUUAUUAAGAUGUCUAAAGCCACAAAGAGAAAACAUGUCACUAAGGAAGUCUUAGAUGAGUUUAUUCUGCCAACGGAGGAUCAACAAAUUGUCAGGGUGACUGCUGGCAGGGGAAAUAACUUGCAUGAAGUAGAGACUGCCCAAAAUGAGCGCUUCCUUGUCAGCAUGCCCACACGGUUUAGAAAAAAUGUCUGGAUCAAAAGAGGAGACUAUGUACUUAUUGAGCCUAUCCAGGAAGGUGAAAAGGUGAAGGCAGAAAUUGCGGCAAUACUUUACAAAGAGCAAAUCAAGUAUAUCCAGGAGGAGGGGAAAUGGCCAGCUGAAUUUGUGCUAAAGGAAAGCAAUGCAGAUGAGGGAAUUCCAGCUGACAUGCUGCCCCCUAGUGAUGAUGAAUAUGAUGAAGGGGAGAUAACUGUGGUAAAUGCCAACAGGAGACACAUUGCUGUGUAUGAAGAGAGUGAGGAGGACAGUUCUGAGGGUGAAGAGGAGAGAUAAGGAGUGAUUAUAUGUGACAAUUCAAAAAAAAAGUCAAGUGGCCCAGUGUAUGCUGGUUUCUGAUCAACUUUUAUUGCAUGAUUAAUAAAACUGUUACAUAUCACAAAAUACCAUUUGAAUCACAUUCCUCUUAUUGAACAAU
Messenger RNA from Saccostrea echinata, 749 nucleotides. Its product is annotated as probable RNA-binding protein EIF1AD. The record is from RefSeq and is a predicted model, not a curated record. NCBI's taxonomy places the organism in Eukaryota, Metazoa, Mollusca, Bivalvia, Ostreida, Ostreidae. Gene Ontology annotation, molecular function: translation initiation factor activity; RNA binding. The transcript is spliced from 5 exons. Gene Ontology annotation, biological process: translational initiation. Bases 122 to 607 code for a protein of 161 amino acids. Gene Ontology annotation, cellular component: nucleus.